Molecule: messenger RNA, 417 nt
Organism: Hypomesus transpacificus
Lineage: Eukaryota; Metazoa; Chordata; Actinopteri; Osmeriformes; Osmeridae
Gene: sem1
Product: SEM1 26S proteasome subunit
Exons: 3
Coding region: 51-263 (70 amino acids)
Biological process (GO): mRNA export from nucleus; proteasome assembly; double-strand break repair via homologous recombination
Cellular component (GO): proteasome complex; proteasome regulatory particle, lid subcomplex
Source: RefSeq, a predicted model, not a curated record
CAGAAGUCCCUCUGUUAACGCAGCAGAUACAACGAGUUUCAGUGACAAACAUGUCGGACAAGAAACAGACUGUGGAUUUGGGAUUAUUAGAGGAGGACGAUGAAUUUGAAGAAUUUCCAGCAGAGGAUUGGACGGGUCUGGAUGAGGAUGAAGACGCCCACGUGUGGGAAGAUAACUGGGACGAUGACAACGUAGAGGACGACUUUUCCAACCAGCUCAGAGCUGAGCUGGAAAAACACGGAUACAAGAUGGAGACGUCGUAGCCGUAACAGUGUUUAGACUUCCCCCUUGGCAUAGGUCGUCCUCAGCCCUUAACACUGCAGGAGGGGAGGAUGCAGAUUGUUCAUUUGAUUCUUGUUGUUCUUCUUAUUUUUUGUAGGAAACCAUAAAAAGUAAAAUGUUGAGAAGGAAAUUUGA